AAACAAGUACUCCAUAAUUCUCAAUACUAGAAACCAGUAUCCGGGUGGUCUGAGUAAGGAGAACACCUGAGUCCUGAGUCUUGAGUGAGCUCCGAUCCGAGGAUGAAACGAUUCUUUCAACCAGUGGAAAAGGAUGGGUCCUUCAAGAAACUCACUCUCUCUCCUUCUCCGUCAAACAAAGAUGGUGUUGAGAACGCAGAAGUUCCCAUUGACGAGAACAACAACGACGACAAGAAAGACCCAGUGAAGUUCUUGACGUGGAACGCCAAUAGUUUUCUUCUUCGUGUCAAAAAUGACUGGCCUGAGUUCACCAAGUUCUUGCAGAGUCUUGAUCCUGAUGUCAUUGCAAUACAGGAAGUAAGGAUGCCCGCAGCUGGUUCCAAGGGAGCACAAAAAAAUCCAGGAGAGUUGAAAGAUGAUACAAGCGCUUCACGAGAGGAAAAGCGGAUUUUGAUGCGUGCCAUUUCAAGUCCACCAUUCAAAAGUUAUAAUGUUUGGUGGUCUCUUUCAGAUUCAAAAUAUGCAGGGACUGCAUUGUUUAUAAAAAAGUGUUUCCAUCCAAAAAAGGUCUCUUUCUCGCUUGAUCGAUCAGCUUCAAAGCAUGAACAAGAUGGCCGGGUUAUUUUGGCUGAAUUUGAGUCAUUGCGUGUAUUAAAUACAUAUGUGCCAAAUAAUGGUUGGAAAGAAGAAGAAAACUCAUUUCAAAGGAGACGAAAAUGGGAUAAAAGGAUUUUAGAAUUUGUUUUGCGGUCUUCAGAUAAACCCCUUAUUUGGUGUGGCGAUCUUAAUGUAAGCCAUGAAGAUAUUGAUGUGAGUCAUCCGGAAUUCUUCAGUGCGGCAAAGCUCAAUGGUUAUGUUCCUCCAAAUGAAGAGGACUGUGGGCAACCUGGAUUUACCUUGGCUGAGAGGAAGCGUUUUGGGGCUAUAUUAAAAGAGGGAAAGCUUGUAGAUGCAUAUAGAUUCCUACACAAGGAGAAAGACAUGGAACGUGGCUUUUCAUGGUCGGGAAACCCUGUUGGAAAGUAUCGAGGGAAAAGGAUGAGAAUAGACUAUUUCGUAGUUUCGGAGAAACUCAAGGAAAGGAUUGCUGCAUGUGAGAUGCAUGGUGAAGGAAUUGAAUUACAAGGUUUUUACGGAAGUGACCAUUGCCCAGUAUCUCUCGAGCUUUCACCAAGUCCUGAUUCCAACCAAAGCUAAGUUUCCACAAUGUAUAUGAAUUCUGAAGUUUAUGUGCCCUUUUUGUUAUGAUGUAGCAUAUUCUCUCAGUAUACUUAACAUUUUGGAUGGGGUUAAUUGGAAUCUUUCUAGCCGAUUCACUUAA
Molecule: messenger RNA, 1321 nt
Organism: Cornus florida
Lineage: Eukaryota; Viridiplantae; Streptophyta; Magnoliopsida; Cornales; Cornaceae
Product: DNA-(apurinic or apyrimidinic site) endonuclease
Exons: 9
Coding region: 103-1197 (364 amino acids)
Biological process (GO): base-excision repair
Cellular component (GO): nucleus
Molecular function (GO): DNA-(apurinic or apyrimidinic site) endonuclease activity; double-stranded DNA 3'-5' DNA exonuclease activity; phosphoric diester hydrolase activity
Source: RefSeq, a predicted model, not a curated record